Oppia nitens is the source of this 1255-nucleotide messenger RNA. RefSeq lists its product as uncharacterized. The coding region runs from base 80 to 1255 and encodes 391 amino acids. The record is from RefSeq and is a predicted model, not a curated record. The transcript has 5 exons. Lineage: Eukaryota; Metazoa; Arthropoda; Arachnida; Sarcoptiformes; Oppiidae.
AAUAUCUGUUCAAAUAAUUUCGUACAUUAAUUCAUACAUAAAAAAACGAUUGAUUUUGAUUACACCAACAGUUUCAUCGAUGACCACAAUGAAUGCUAUUUGUCUAAUAGCACUGUUAGUGUCGAUCAUCGCACAGGUAGUCCUAGUCGUUGUCGUUAAGUCCAAAAAUUUCUGUAAGGAAUACCACAGAAACGGACAGAAAAUUGAUUUCGCUUAUCGUAUGAAUGAAUUGGACGGCAAAUUCUUCUUCAUCGGUAACACCUACUGGAAAUUGAAAUACAUUGACGGCUCCGACGACACCAAAACAGUUACCAUUAAUAACGAAAGUGACGGCGAAUCCAACUUUAUAACCGGUGACAACUACUCUAUGGUUUGGUGUAAUUGGUUUAACAAAACAGACAAACCAACGAUUGUCAGCGCAAACCACAAUCACUGUCGUGUCGCCGGACUAAAGAAAAAUCUGAAAACCAUUGAUUGGGCUUUUGUUAACUUUGAUACCCUUAGACUUAUUGAACAAACAGAUUCAACAAACAUUGAUUUUGAGGCCAACUUUAAACCCCAGUUUGUUUGGCUACCGCAGCCGUUUCGAUUCAGAGAACGGUUGUCAGCAUUUUGGUCUAAUAGCCAGACAAUUGUCUAUAAUUUUUAUGAACCAAACAAUCCGGUAAAAGGGAUACCGAGUAUAGUAGGAGAAGAUAUCCAAAGAUUGAUUAUUAACGGUACAAAAGAAAGAAAAUUGAACAUUGAAUUGAUGACAAUUGUCGGCCAGUAUAGCCUGUAUGAUAAUAAUGGUGUUAGUAAUCCAAACAGUAUCAAUGGCCAGGGAUCUAUUGUAUUUACCAAUGAAAAUCAGAUCAUCCGAUACUGUUAUGUGGGACAACCAUUCAAUGAGACGGCCUGCAAACCAUCAAACAUGAAGAAACUGAUUGACUGCUCUUUGGACACAAAAUCCAGUUCAUCGAAGACAAUGAUUAUGAUAAUACUUGUUGUCGUUAUCGUAGUUUUGGUGGUCAUUAUUGUCGGACUAAUUAUAUUUUAUCGCAAAUAUGUUGGACAGGGAGGAGAUGGAGAAGUAACGAGAGAUGGAUCAUCAGUAUCGGCAACAUCUAAUGUAAGCAACGGUAAGCUACGGUCUUCCCGAUCGGCAAAGUCUAAGCCAACUAAAGGCACGAAAACGAUCAGUCCAUCGAAAACUGGUGGUUCAACUGAUCCGACAAAAUCUCCAUCAAAAGCAAAGACAUCUAAAGCCAAAUGA